This is a messenger RNA of Physcomitrium patens, 2691 nucleotides long. Its product is annotated as mitogen-activated protein kinase kinase 3. The record is from RefSeq and is a predicted model, not a curated record. NCBI's taxonomy places the organism in Eukaryota, Viridiplantae, Streptophyta, Bryopsida, Funariales, Funariaceae. Gene Ontology annotation, molecular function: ATP binding; MAP kinase kinase activity. Gene Ontology annotation, biological process: protein phosphorylation; MAPK cascade.
CCCGUGUUGAAAUCAUCCUCGUCACUCAUCUCUCUUCUCAUCUCAAUUCCUGCCUUUCAAUCCGUGCCGCACAACGCCUCCCCGGUUUUGGAUGCCAUUGCCCCACCUGCAUUUCUUUUCCAUGGGAUCCGAUGUUUGUCUAUUCACCUUCCUCACUCUGCCAUCCCAUGGCUUCUACUAGCGCUGCGUUGAGCUGUGGACAAGAAAUUGCACCUACGCACUUCGUUUUGGGCCCUUCUGCUGCCUUUGUCGCGGUGCAAUUUUGAAGUGCUUUGCCUGUGCAACUCGAGACCACUUCUUGUGGUUUAUACUUGGGGAGCAUUCUGACGCUUUCAAAUUAGACUUCCUUCAAAGGUUUUGCACUUCCUCUUUUAAACCUUGAAAGUAAUCGUUAAGAAAUACAUAUAUGAAUAAAAAGACUGACUGCAUUAGAUAAUACCAUUCUCUGCCUUCUAGGAUCUCUAUAUCGUGGGAAACAUUAUAUGUUGAACAGUGCAUUUUAUACUUUAGAAAUUUCCCAAUAAAAGUCAAGAUUUAAGAGUGUAGAUAGGGCAAGGCUGUGAAGAAGGGAAGGCAUGGCGGGCGUGGAGCAGAUGAAGAAGAAGCUCUUGCCACUCUUGAACAUGGAUUCAAAUCUCGCGCCGGGAAUGUCCAUUGACGCAUCUGCUUCGUACAAGGUGACAGAUGGGGGCUCAUUGAAUCUCCUUAGCAGGUCAUGUGCUGAGUAUAACAUCAAUGAGCUUGGACUACAGAAACGAAAGUCAUCAGCACCAGAUGCUGCUGGGGAUGCUGGGGAUCAAGAGAAGACAUAUCAGUGUGCAUCUAGUGAGAUGUGUGUUUUUGGAGCUAUUGGUUGGGGAGCUAGCAGUGUGGUCCGCAAGGCCAUCCACAUUCCAACCCAUCGUAUUCUGGCUUUGAAGAAGAUCAAUGUCUUUGAGAAGGAGAAGAGACAACAGUUGUUGAACGAGAUUAGAACACUUUGCGAGGCACCGCGAGUAAGGGGUUUGGUAGAGUUCUAUGGAGCAUUUUAUUCACCAGAUAGUGGACAAAUCAGCAUUGCCCUUGAGUAUAUGGAUGGUGGCUCCCUUGCUGAUAUUGUGCGCACGAAGAAGUUUAUACCUGAACCGAUCCUCUCUGUUAUUACUCGCAAAGUAUUGCAGUGUGCCACUUUUGUAGGCACGGUGACGUACAUGUCUCCUGAAAGGAUCAACAACGAGUGUUAUUCAUAUCCAGCGGACAUAUGGAGUCUUGGACUAGCAUUGCUAGAGUGCGGAACUGGUGAAUUUCCAUACAGUGCAAACAAAGGGCCAGUCAAUCUGAUGCUUCAAGUUAUGUACGAUCCAUCACCGUCACCUCCUGCUGAACGUUUUACUCGGGAGUUUCGGUCCUUUGUGGAUGCCUGUCUUCAGAAGGAGGCAGAGGCCCGUCCAACAGCGGAACAGUUAAUGUCUUAUCCUUUUAUAAAGAAGUACGAGGAUCAGCAAAUAGAUCUGGCGGGAUUUGUGCAAAGCGUUUUCGAUCCAACUGAGCGACUUAAGGAUUUAUCAGACAUGCUUACAGUACACUAUUACAUGUUGUUUGAUGGUCCUGAAAUGCGGUGGCCUCAUAUGAAGGGUCUCUAUUCUUCAAAUUCCACUCUUUCGUUUGGCAAUCAAAUUGUGACUGGGGCUGAGGAGAUAUUCACGACUUUGACCAACAUCAGGAAUAUGUUGGCCGGUGAACGUGCUGAAGAGAGACUAGUGCAUGUGGUCGAAAACUUGCAGUGCUGUGCAUUUGCAAAACGUGGUGUGAUGAUUCGUGUCUCAGGAACUUUUGUGGUCGGAACUCACUUUGUGCCAACAGGUGAUGGUGUCCAAGUGGAGGGUGUGCCGAGCAGUUCGUGUAUGGAUGUUGAGAAGCGGCGAAUUGGUACUUUCAAUGAACAAUUUUGCAUGGAACCAGGGGAGCACAUAGGGUCGUUUUACAUACUAAAGCAAGAGCUUCACAUUCAGCAGUAGGAGAUGGACGUCUUCUCAUUGCUGGUUUCAUCCACUUGCGUGAGGCUCAAGCAUGGGCAUUGCAUCUGUGCUGACCGCCAUCUCACACGGAAGGGAAACAGUUUCCGAUGUUGGUGUGUAGGGUCCAUCUUUAAAUUCUGAGGUCCCACUGAUGGUAGCCAGAAUGGAUGAGCCUUACGCUGGGUGCGAAGCAUCAGCUGGAAGAACUCGUGUAUGAGAGAGGAUCUUUGUAAAGAGAUGACGUAGGGAUGUUGGAGGUCGAAAAGAAGCUCGACUUGCCCAUCUUUGGAGGGGUUUCCAUCGGCUACUCUUGGCACUAAACCUUGAUGUACUAUGAGUCCUCCCUUCCAUUUUUCUAUAGUACUGUAGAGCAACAGGGAACAGAAAAUGGGAGGUAGUCUUGUUAUUGAGGAGAUUUAAGUUGUAGAUUAGGUACAGAUGUGCAGAUCUUUGCUGGGGCUGUUGGAGUUGAAGCUCAUUUUCCCACAUUCCCCUAUCCGGGAUGUUGAUACAAAUUCUCUUUAAGCUCGGCUAGACAUUUUUGUUACUGUGAGGGGAGUUAUUAGCCACUGAUGUUGCUAUGUCAAAUUGUCGUACACGUGUCUUUCUUUGCAGUCUUUAUUUUCACCUUGCUCUUACUGCAGAUGAUUGUAAAUGACGCCUUGCAUAAUAGAGAAAUAAUCUACUUGGUGUA